Apodemus sylvaticus (European woodmouse) is the source of this 1523-nucleotide messenger RNA. Its product is annotated as H-2 class I histocompatibility antigen, D-B alpha chain-like. Gene Ontology annotation, cellular component: external side of plasma membrane. Bases 40 to 1119 code for a protein of 359 amino acids. Gene Ontology annotation, biological process: immune response; antigen processing and presentation of endogenous peptide antigen via MHC class Ib; positive regulation of T cell mediated cytotoxicity. Gene Ontology annotation, molecular function: signaling receptor binding; peptide antigen binding. The transcript is spliced from 8 exons. The record is from RefSeq and is a predicted model, not a curated record. NCBI's taxonomy places the organism in Eukaryota, Metazoa, Chordata, Mammalia, Rodentia, Muridae.
GGCACUGGUUAUAAAGUCCACGCAGCCGGCGGGACUCAGAUGCCCGGAUCCCAGAUGGGGGCGAUGGCGCCGCGCACGCUGCUCCUGCUGCUGGCGGCCGCCCUGGCCCCGAACCAGACCCGCGCGGGCUCACACUCGAUGCGGUAUUUCCUCACCGCCGUGUCCCGGCCCGGCCUCGGGGAGCCCUGGUUCAUUAUCGUCGGCUACGUGGACGACACGCAGUUCGUGCGCUUCGACAGCGACGCGGAGAAUCCGAGGGCCGAGCCGCGCGCGCCGUGGAUGGAGCAGGAGGGGCCGGAGUAUUGGGAAGAGGAGACACGGAACGCCAAGAUCGCGGAGCAGGUUUUCCGAGUGAGCCUGAGUAACCUGCGCGGCUACUACAACCAGAGCGAGGCCGGCUCCCACACCUACCAGUGGACUUAUGGCUGUUACUUGGGGUCGGACAGCCGCUUCCUCCGCGGGUACAUGCAGGACGCCUACGAUGGCCGCGAUUACAUCGCCCUGAACGAUGACCUGGAAACGUGGACGGCGGCGGACAUGGCGGCGCAGAUCACCCGACGCAAGUGGGAGCAGGGUGGUGUUGCAGAGAGAGACAGGGCCUACCUGGAGGGCGAGUGCGUGGAGUGGCUCCGCAGACACCUGGAGCGCGGGAAGGAGACGCUGCUGCGCACAGAUCCCCCAAAGGCACAUGUGACCCAUCACCCCAGAUCUGAAGGUGAUGUCACCCUGAGGUGCUGGGCCCUGGGCUUCUACCCUGCUGACAUCACCCUGACCUGGCAGUUGAAUGGGGAGGAGCUGACCCAGGACAUGGAGCUUGUGGAGACCAGGCCUGCAGGGGAUGGAACCUUCCAGAAGUGGGCAUCUGUGGUGGUGCCUCUUGGGAAGGAGCAGAAUUACACAUGUCAUGUGUACCAUGAGGGGCUGUCUGAGCCCCUCACCAGGAGAUGGGAGCCUUCUCCAUCCACCAUCUCCAACAUGGCAACCAUUGCUGGUCUGGCUGUCCUUGGAGCUGUGGCCAUCAUUGGAGCUGUGGUGGCUUUUGUGAUGAAGAAGAGGAGAAACAGAGCUUUCCUUCUCACAGGUGGACAAGGAGGAGACUAUGCUCCAGCUCCAGCAUGAAGACAGCUGCCUGGAGUGGACUGAGUGACAGCCAGUGUGUUCAGGUCUCUCCUGUGACACCCAGAGCCCUCAGUUCUCUUUAGACAACAGUGUCUGAUGUUCCCUGUGAGCCUCGGGGCUCAAUAUGAAGUACUAUGUUGCCCAGCCUGCCACUGCACACAGGACCCUGUCCCUGCACUGCCCUGUGUUCCCUUCCACAGCCAACCUUCCUGGUCCAGCCACACACUGGGGGACAUCUGCAUCCUGUCAGCUCCAUGCUGCCCUGAGCUGCAGCUCCUCACUUCCACACUGAGAAUAAGAAUCUGAAUGUGAACUUGAGUGUUCACAUCUUGACCUGAGGGUUGACUGUCAGGUAAAGGAUUGAGAAUACUUAGAAUAUGUGGAGGAAAUAAAUAGCAGAUGGA